AUGAAGCUUGAGGGGCACGGCGUGCUCUGCGGGGACUUCACGGCAACAGUCAUCUCGCAGAGCGAAGUAUCAGAAUGCACGACGCAUGCUAGCGGGAAGCAAACCUGCGGUGAGGAGCGGGAGGUCACCGGGCUGCGGCUGCGCUUAACGUCAGCGAGUGCUGGGGCUCUGCUCCAGCCGCAGCGCAGCGUGGGAGACAACGUGCUCUCGACUUCUUCGCGUGUGGAAAGCAGAGAGAAAGGAGGUAUGGCAGGUUUUACUUCUGAGUAUUUUGAGAUUUCUGUUAGGUGGCUGGACGCUGUGGGCAGUGCCGGACCCCUCUCGCAGGCGGUGGCGGAGCGGCAGCCUCCCCCGGGGGGGUCUGAAUCCUCGAGGUGCUUUCCUCGGCCACCCAGACCCCGACGCCUCCCGCCGGAUGGUAACGCCGCCGACGCCGCUGGCAUCCCCGGGGAUUCCCAGGUUGCAGAGCCGCGGGGACCGCUGUGCCGGGGGCAGGACGUGCCGAUGGGACCGCGGCGCGGGAACACCCGCGUGGGGACCGGCGCUCGCCCGCGGUCACCGCUCCGUUGCCAUCGCUGGAGGUCAAGAGGUAGAAGGCGGCCAAACGCAAGGAAACCGAAAAAAGACUUUGUGUCAUGUUGUGAAUGCAACGUGUUCGACAGCAUACCUGCCGGGGAAAAUAUCUUCUGUGAUGGUGGGCGGUGGAGCUGGGAAGGGGACAGGGCAGACCCUGCCAGAGCUGCUGCCGGACGGGCUCAACGGGGUCAGACGACUCGAAGCAGACCACGCUCUUCACACCAAGGAGCAGCCAUAGGCUCCAGAGCUGCUGCUGGGACCCAGUGGGGACCACCGAUGGGUCUGGUCCGGAGCGGUGUCCGGGGGACUUCGGCUGGAAGAGCCGCGUGGGGAGCCUGCGGUGGCCGGGCGGCUGUGGAGCCCUUUCCCGGGGCCGCCCGCGGCGCGGCUGGAAAUCGGCUCGGAGCGCCGCAUCCAUCACGCCCAAAUUGUUCAGCAACCUCCAGGACAGCGUGAGCAGCAAGCAGCAUCUGUUCCUCCCCGCCAGAGCCGCGAUGAUGGACUGCCAAGGACGGAGCUCCCUCCUCCUAACUUCUCGCUGUCUGGAAGCCAAGGUGAGAUUGAGUCGAUGUAAAACGUGGCCACGGUGCCCGCAGCUGGCGGGGCUGCCUGCGCGGGGAAGGGAGCGGGGCGGUGGGUGCAGACCCUGCUUCGCCCCAAAGAGAGCUCGGUGCAACGCCUGCCGAAACUUGUGAGGGCUCUCCCGACUGGUUCGGUAGGGACUGGGUGAAGCGCAGGGUUUUGCCAGGUGCCGUUCCAGAUUUAAGUGGGGAAAAACGUGAGUUCCCACCCGAAGCUGCACAGGACAGGACACGUCCUUGCCCUCGGCACCCCUGCCCAUGGCAAAGAGAGGACAGCGGCCCUCGCUCCCCAUCGGGAAGCCCCCCGCGCUGGAGAGGGCUGAGCAGAGGAGCGGGAGGCAGCACGUCCUGAAAUAAGGCGUAAUGCCGCUUUCAUAAAGGGAUGCGGAAUUAGAUAAUCUAGGAGUCUCUUACAUGAUUUAGUGGAAGUUAAAAUACCAUAUGCGUUAGGGCUUGCAGGAUACUGUGUUAUUUUUAACAUCCACACAUUUGUAGGAAUUGUAACUAAAUAUGUUUUCCAACAGGAAUAAAAGUACAGGCUUAGGUAUUUUA
Molecule: messenger RNA, 1709 nt
Organism: Aquila chrysaetos chrysaetos
Lineage: Eukaryota; Metazoa; Chordata; Aves; Accipitriformes; Accipitridae
Exons: 5
Coding region: 1-1032 (343 amino acids)
Source: RefSeq, a predicted model, not a curated record